AUGGGUGAAGCACGCGCAACCACACAGAGGCAGAUCAACGCAGAAGCUAUGCGGAGCGGCAGCAAGGAAGAGAAUCCCCGCAUGGCUCUGCUCAGGAGCACGUUGGAGAAUCUGCAUACCAAGAUCGUGGGGGUGGAGGAAAUGAUGACCCAACUCUUUUCAGGCGUCUUUUUAGAAGACCGCUACCUCAAGUACCUGGGCUGGGCUCUCAGUGACCAGGAGUCGGUUGUGAGGCAGAGCAGUCUGCAGGCACUCAAGGCGUUGUACGAGGAUGAGGACUGCAUUGGCGCGCUCAGCCUCUUCUCUGAGCGCUUCUCCCCGCGCAUCAUCCACAUGGCUGAUGACGUGGACGCCAGCGUGGCAGUGACCUCCGUCCAGGUUGCAGCACUCCUGCUGAGGCAUCAGCUGAUACACUUGGAUGAGGUGCGGCCAGUGCUGGAGCUAAUCACAGACGAUCUGAGGGCUGUGCGCCUGGUGGUGGCGGACCUCAUAGCAGACCACUACCUCCCAGCCAAAGUGGCGGAAGCUCCUCAGACCUCCAAAGACGAUGCAGGAGUGAAGGGAAAGCACGACGGGCAGCUGCAGCCGCUGUUGGAUCUGGUGGGGGAGUUCACCAGCAGUGACGCCCACAUGGAGAUGCUUGUGGACGCUCUCUGGGACAAGUGCAGAGUGCUGCAGGACUGGAAGCUGAUGGCCAAGUCUCUCCUGGCCGACCAGGCAGGGGCACACGGGAAGGGCAAGAGGAGGGAGGUGAACGGGGAGUCUCUCUCCCUCUGCCGCCUGCUCCUUGCGUGCGCUGAGCGCGGCACUGCCGCUGGGAUUCACUCUAACCGUGGGGAUGCUGCUGCUGGGCCUGGGAGGUUUCCUGGGAAGGUGAAAGCCGCGUUUGGGUCCCCCAGUUCAGCCCACAAGACUCCUUCGAAGAAGCAGCAGGAGGGAGCAGCAGUAGUGCAAGGCGAGAUGACAGGAGCACUCAUGAAGCACCUUCCCGGCAUCAUCACUCGCUUCCUGCCCGACACGGAUCAUCUGCACAUCGUGCUCUCCAUCGCCCCUCUGCUGCAGUUCGACCUCUUCGCCACGCGCCACCAGGAAGCUAGCUUCACGAGCCUUAUGGCAGCUCUACACGAUGCGUUCCUACGCCAUACUUCAACGCCCAUUCUCGACGCAGCCAUUGCUGCGGCAGCAGCAGCAGUGGAAACGGCGCCUGCAGAGCUCAAGGAGGAGGCGCAGCGUUUAAUCGAGGACCUGGCGAGUGUCGUGCUGCAGCAGCUGGAUGAAGCUGUGAAGACGUUUGAAGAGGAUGACGAUAGCAGCGUGGGCGCUGAUGGUGACUUUGACCGUCUACUGGCCUCGCUGUCGCGGCUGCAAGCGCUGCAGCUGGCAGGGCAGAGCAUGCCAGCAAGCAUCACAGACACCCUGCAGAAAAUCAUCUCCAACCCACUCAUGGUGUCGUCUGAUGAGGUUCAAGCAGAGGCGCUCACGUGCUGCUUCCUUGAUGUGGUCGCAAGCUACGGAGACAUCACCGCGGAAGGCGUGAGCGAGAAAGACACAGCUGAUACCACAGCGGACAUCACUCGAGUGGAUGUGCGCCUGCGAUUCCUGCUCCUGCACCUGGAAACAUCCAUCAAAAGCAUCUCUUCCUCUUCGUCCUCGCACCAGCUGCCCACAGCAGCUCGCACCUUCAAUAACAGGCGCGCUUCUGGGCGAAGUGGGGCCAAGGGGGCAUCGAACACAGGCGCCAAGUCCAUGCUGGUGCACCUGUGCUCGGACGUGUGGUCUGUAUUCUCCCCAUCCAAGCUGAACGGCACGCCCAUGCAAACCCUGGCAUCUGCGCCCUCUGCUUCCACUGUGGAGGCCUUCUGGCAGGCAUGCCUUGGCAUUAUUCACACCUGCUCGAACGGUCAUGGGGAGCAGCUAUCGAAUGGGGAUGUGGCGGUGAUUGCAGCAGCCAAGCUCAUAGCCGGAGGCCUUCUACCGCCUGCAUACGAGCGGCAUCUAAGGGAGAUCGGAGAGGACGAGGACAAGGAGGCAGACAUGGAGUCGUACCUCAUCUGCAAGGACCUCACCCCGCAGCUGCUGCUGCUCUGCGGGGGCCCAGCAGCAGUGCGCGGGGCAGCUGGCAGCGGCAGCAGGUUGAGCGAUGCGGUGCAAAUGGUGUUGUCUGCGGUGGUGAGGGAUGGAGCUGGGUUCGUGCUGGAGGAUCCGAGGAGGAGGAUGCUGUUUGUGGAUGUUGCAGUGCUCGGGUUUGCGAGGAACCUCAAGCCAGCCACUGCUGCUCCAAUCCUUGCUGAGCUUAAAACGCGUACAGCCCACCUCGACAUGGAGGACGAGCCCCAGCUCUGGCGCCCUCUGCUCACCCUGCUAGACUGCCUGGAGGGCAAGGCUGGUAACCACAAUGGUAACCACACGGGGGCUGGUGGACAGGCCAAUGGAGCAGCAAGGAACGGGCAGGGAGGAGGAGAGGGUGGGGAGGACGCAGGAGAGGAGGAGGAUGACGUCAUGCCAACUAUGACGCCGCCCAGAGUGAAUCAGCGCGUGGCUAAGCGUCACAAGAAGAAGCCUGCGCUCAAGACCAUGCGGCGCAGGCCCCAGGGAGCAGAAGCUGAGACGGGAACAUCUGACGAAGAUGAUCCAGGGAACACGUUCGGAGGAGGAAGGGCAACGCGCAGAGAUGAAGGGAGGGAUUAUGGCAGCAGGGAGCCGCGUGGUGGCAGAAUCGGUGCAAUGUACAAGGAUGCUGGUGUCAACGCUUCACAUGACCCUGAACCAACUGCGGCUACUGUGCCUGCUGCUGCUGCUACGUCUGAUGCGGCUGAUAUUGAUGGUGAGGAUGGUAGCGGUGGUGACAAUACACGUGGACUGGAUUCUGCUGGGGCAGCGGCGCCAGCAGCAGCAGCCAGUGGCAGGGGGCUGGUGUCAGCAGUGACGUAUUCACGCAAGAGGAAACUGGCUGCGAACAGACAGAGGGAGGAUGAGGAAGACAAGAGGAGUGAGGGAGAGAUGGGGGUUGCGGAAGAGAAGAGGGAUGAGAGAGAGGAUGAGGGAGAGAAGGUCGGUGAUGGAGAGAAAGGUUUAGGAGGGGACAAGGAGGCCGAGGUGGACAAGGCGGAUGCAGCAGCCAAGGAGGAUGACGGAGGGGCGUGGGACAUUUUCAAAGAUGAUGAUGAGGAAGAGGAUAGGCAGAGCGCAGAAGAGACUAUGGUUGGGACGCAAGGAAGGAAGGAGGCUGCUGGGGAGGCUAUUGCUGAGAGUGCUCCUUUUGAUGCUAUGGAUACCGCAGAAUCUGAUGAGGAAGAGAUUAAGGCGUCCGGAUCAGGCAAGGGUGCCGCGAGUGCUGAUGAGACUGGUGGGAGCAGCGGCGGGAGCAGAGGAGGUGGGAGCGAUGGGGAUGAGUGGGAAGAGAUCGAUAUGCGAGAGAUGGAGACGAGGCGGCUUAGUGAUGCUGCUAAGAAGGCGGAGUUGGAGCUGCAAGAGAAGAGAGAGGCCGAGAGGGAGAAGGAGAAGGAGAGGGAGAGGGAGAAGGAGAGGGAGAAGGAGAGGAAACGGAAGGAGAAGGAGAGGGAAAGGGAGAUGGAGAUGGAAAGGCAAGUAAGGGAGGAGAGAGAGAGGGUACGGAAGGAGGAGAGGGAGAAGGUUCGGAAGGAGAAGGAGAGGUUGAAGGAGCAAGAACAAAAAGAGGAGAGGGAGAGGGAGCGGAAGGAAAAGGAGGAGAGGGCGAGGGAACGGAAGGAAAAGGAGGAGAGGGAAAGGGAACGGAAGGAGAAGGAGAAGGAACGGAAGGAUAAGGAAGAGAGGGAGAGAGAACGGAAGGAAAAGGAGAAAAGGGAGAAAGAGAGGGAACGAAAGGAAAGGGAGGAGAGGGAGAGGGAACGGAAGGAGAAGGAGAAGGAAAGGGAGAGGGAGUGGAAGGAGAAAGAAAGGGAGAGAGAACUGCAGCAGAGGAAGAUGGAGAGGGAGAGGAAACAAAUGGAGGAAAGGAAGAGGGAGAAGGAGAGAGAACAAGCGGAGGCGAGGGAGAGGGAGAACGCACACAGCCGGAAGCAACAGCAGCAGCAGCAGGGAGUGGAUGCAGAGAUGGAUCCAGCACCAGUGAGCGUGGCCUAUGAGCGCAAGAGGAAGCGAGCUCAGGAUGUAAACCAGGAGAGAGGUGAGGAGGAGAUGCAGGCCGGUCAGCAGCAGAAGCAGGCUGUGACGACAUACACACGUGCGAGGAGGCAGGGGGGUGCUAGCGUGGAAAAUAAGGCUUCUGACGUGGACAAGAGAGGUGCAGGGACGGAGGGCGAGAAGCAUGAGAUGGGGCGGGGAUUGGGAAGGGAGGGUGUGAGAGGAGCUGGAGUGAGGGAUGCGAGAGAGGAGCAGAAAGAGGAGGUGGUGACAACUGUGGCGAAUAUCAUGCUGCUGGAUUUGAGUGAUGAGGAGUGCUCCCUGUCGCCCUUGGAGCUUGGUGGAAGGGAGAGUCAGGAGAGGGGUGAGGUUGCUGUGUCUGCUGCGCGCUGGGGUAAGGAUGUGAGGGGUCAGGUGGUUCAGGAGCAAGGUGCUGGUUGUAGGAGCGCUGGUGUGAAACCUGCUGCUGCUGCUGGUGCUUUUGGUGGUGCUUCUGGUGGUGCUGCGGCUGCUGCCGCCGCUGCUUGUGCUGGAAUAAGGAGAAAGGUGAUGGAGAAGGAAUCAGAAAGCGAGGAGGAAGAGGAGGGGGAUGAGGAAGAUGAGGAGGAGGAAGAGGACGAGGAAGCGGAAGGUGAAGAGGAGGAAUCGACAGAGGGUGACAGCACUGAGGGUGAGGAGGAGGAAGAAGAGGAGAAUGCGCAAGAGGUUGCUGUGAAGGUUCCAGACGCAAGAUUUGCAGGGAGGGUGGUUGCAGAAGCAAGAACCAAGGCGCAGGGUGAAGUUGGGACCAAGGAACAGAGCCUACAAGCUGCUGCUGCUGCUGCUGCCCAGGGUCAGAGAGGACGGGAAGACCCUGCUGCUGGUAAAGGCGCAUCUGGUAAUGUGUUAGAGAGAGCGGUUGCAGCCCGGCAAGAGAGGAGCAUGGUGAUGGAAGUUGAGGAUGUGGAGGAGGAUGAUGAGGAAUCUGAUGAGGAAGACGAGGAGGAGGAAGAGGAGGGGGAUGAGGAUGAGGAGGACGGGGAGGAUGAGGAGGACGAAGAGGAAGAGAGUGACGAAGGGAUGGAGCAGGAGGGGAGGAGGGCGCAGGGAGGAGAUGUGCAGAGCAGGAGCAGGCAGGUAGAGCAGGGGAUGCGGCCUCUUAGGCCUGUUGAAGCCGCAGCAGCCGGGGGAGCAGCAGCAGCUGCAGGUAGAGGAGGAUCAGUGGCAGGAAAGGCAGCCCAGGCUGGGAGCAAUGCGGCUGUUGGUGCUGCUGCAGCCAGGGUUCCAGGGGUGGUGAAUGGUGGGGUGGCCGGUGGUCUUGGUGUGGGGGGAGCGAGUGGAAGGGGGCAGAUGGAGAUAAGUAUAGAGGAUGGGAGCGGAGAGGAGGAAGAUGAGGAGGAGGAUGGGGACGAGGAGGAGGAAGAGGAGGGAGAUGAGGAGGGGAGUGAGGAGGAAGAGGAUGAAGAGGAUGAAGAGGGAGAUGAGGAGGAAGGGAGUGAGGGCGAGUGGGAGGAGACGAGUGUGGAUGGUUGUGCAUCUGUUCGGGCAGCGAGUCAGGCCAAGGAUGGUGCUAUGGCCAAGACAGGCAGGCAGGGAGAGGUUCCUGUGCAACGAAGAGAGGCUACUUCUGCUGACAUGACUGCUCGCAUGCGCCAACAGCAGCAGCAGAAGUUGCGGCUGAGUCAGCAGCAGCAGGAAAUUCGGCUGAGUCAGAAGGAUAUGCGACUGAAUCAGCAGCAGACAAUGAGGCUGAGUCAGCAGGAGGAUGUGCGGCUGAGUCAGCAGGAGAUGCGAUUGAGUCAGCAGCAGGGAAUGCGGCUGAGUCAACAGGAGGUGAGGAUGAGUCAGCAGGAAACGCGAAUGAAGAAGCAGCAUGACGUGCGGCUGAGUCAAGAGGAAGUGAGGCUGAGUCAGCAGCAGCAAGAGAUGCGGUUGAGUCAGCAGGAACUGCGACUAAGUCAGCAGCAGCAGCCGGAGGUUCGGCUGAGUCAGCAGGAACUGCGACUGAGUCAGCAGCAGCAGCGCGAGCAGCAGAUGCGUGAGAGAAUAAGGCAGCGGCAGCUGCAGCUGCAGCAACAGCAACAACAGCAACAGCUGCAGCAGCAGCAGCAGCAGCAGCAGCAGCAGCUUCAAGCGAGGAUGAGGCAGCAGCAAGAGGUGGAGCUUCGCCAGAAGCAGGGUCACGACCAGAAGCAGAGGGGCGAGGGGACCAAGAACAUGCAGGAUGUUGUAGAGUUGUCAGAUGACAAUGAUGAUGAGGAUGACGAGGAUGAGGAGGAAGAUGGGGAUGAGGAGGAAGGAAGCGGGGAGGAGGAGGGUGGGGAGGAAGAGGAUGGGGAGGAUGAGGAGGAAGGUGAGAGCGAGGAUGGGGACGAGGAAGAAGAAGAGGAGGAUGAUGACGAUGACGACGAUGAUGAUGAGGCGAUGGCGUCGCCGCAGCUGCAGCCGCGGCCGCCUGUCGCCGGGGGAAUGGCGGAUUCGAGCCGGCCCGCAGCCGUGAACCAGGGCUACAGCCUCGCGUCCUCGUGGGAACACAACGCACCACUGUCAGAGCGACAGCUGGCGACAAUCGCGAUGCUCGCGAAUGUGGCUGGUAACCGCUCCCUGCCGCCCCAUCUGGAAGGGGAUGGGAAGGAGGGGCGGGAGGAGAGCGCAGCGACAGCAGCAGGCGCAGUGGGGGGAGAAGGGGGAGCGGACGAUGGGGAGGAGGGCGAGGAAGAGAGCGAUAUGCUGUUGCUAGUCAACAGCCACCAGUUUUACAAGUGGCAUUCAGACCUUGAAACAGCAAUGAAGUCAGAGACAGAGGAGAAGUACCGGCAGUAUGUGUGUGUGCUGGAAACACAUCUGCAGACGUGCGACCAUAUUCUCAUACAGCUGGACAGCACCCUGGCGCAGUUUGACGAGUUGCAGGCGCAGCACCGGGGAGUGGCGAGCAAGACGCGCACGCUGCACGACGCGUGCGAGCGGCUGGUGGCGGACAAGGAGCGCCUGGUGGAGUUCGCUGAUGCCCUGCGCUCAAAGCUCAACUACUUUGAGGAGCUCGAUAAGAUCACGGGUCGGUUCCACUCGGCAUCCAUGAGUGUGAGCAGCUCGCACUUCCUGCCUCUGCUCAAGCGCCUCGACGAAUGCAUCACCUAUGUUGCCUCCAACCUUCAAUAUGCAGAUGCCAAUAUCUACCUCGUCAAGUUCAGACAGCUGCAGUCGAGGGCGCUUGGAAUGGUUCGGUCCCACGUGCUCUCGGUUCUUAGAGCAGCUGCCAAUCAGUCAAACUCCUCCCCGCUCCUCGCCCUUCUCCACUCCACUUCCCCUCCCUCUUACCCCUUUUUCCCCCUCCUCUCCCUUCCCUUUUCCUCCCCUUCUUUUCCUCUUCCCCCCUUCCCCCGUUCCCCCUUUCCCCCCUUCUCCCCCCCCCCCCCCCAAUCCGCUUGUCAGGUGCUAGCGGCAAUGAAAGAGAGCGGGGUGCCGUUGGGGGCGAGGGGGUCGGGGGGAGGCAUAUCGGAGGGCGCAGAGACUUCUCUCCUCUAUGUCCGCUUCAAGGCGGCUGCUGGGGAGCUGAAGCCACUGAUGGAGGAGAUGGAGGGGAGGGCGUCCAGGAGGGAGUACUCACAGCUGCUCUCGGACUGCCACACCAUCUACUGCGAGCAGCGCCUUGCUCUGGUGCAGCCAGUGGUGCAGCAGCGCAUCACAGAGUUCGCCAGGAGGGAAACGCUACCCACACUCACUCGCUCCGGAUGCGCCUACCUCAUGCAGGUGUGCCAGUCGGAGCAUCAGCUGUUCGACCACUUCUUCCCAGCCACCUCUGCAGAUACCUCCAACCUCGCCCCUCUCAUCGACCCCCUCUGCACGAUCCUAUACGACGCCCUGAGGCCACGCUUCAUCCACAGUGCGGACGUGGACGUGCUGUGUGAGCUCGUAGACAUCGUGCACGCCGACCUGCUGCACCACCACCUGCCGCGCCGGGGCGAGUGGGUCGCCGCGCUGCGGCCCACCAUUGCCAGGAUUCUCGCGGAUUUGAGGCAGAGGCUGAUCUUCCGAGCUCACACGUUCAUGCGGGACGAGAUCUCCAACUACGUGCCCACCAGUGACGACCUGGACUACCCUGGCAAGCUACAGCGAGCGGCUGCUAAGUCUGCUGCUGCCGCCGCUGCUGCUGCACAGGAGGGUGACCCACAGGCAGCAGGAGCGGAGGAGCAAGGAGGGGACUCGUACGCAGGGUGGUACCCCCCUCUCGAGAGCACACUUGCAUGCCUCUCCAAGCUCUACCGCUGCGUGGAUGCUGAUAUCUUCACAGGGCUCGCUCAGCUCUACCGCUGUGUGGAUGCUGAUAUCUUCACAGGGCUCGCUCAGCGUGCCAGCAAGGUGGUGGCACGCAAGGCGAGUCCCAUGGAUGGGCAGCUGUUCCUCAUCAAGCAUCUGCUCAUUCUCAGGGAACAGAUCGCCCCCUUCGAUGUGGAGUUUGCAGUCACUAUAAAAGAACUGGACUUCGCACACACACUGGAUCACUUGCGGCGAGUGCUGAGAGGCCAGGCGUCCUUCCUCAGCCUCACCUCAGGCGAAUCCUUCCUGCGCUUCUCCCCCCGGGUCACCGAGAGCCACAUUGACGCCAAAAAGGAGUUGGAGAAGCUACUCAAGACCACAUGUGAGCAGCUCAUCAUGUCUGUCACCAAGCUUACAGUCGAGCCCAUCCUCUCCUUCAUCACCAAGGUCACAGCGGUCCGUGUCGCAGGGUCAGCUCUCGCCCUCAAGGCCAGAGGAGGGGAUGCAGCAGCAGCAGCAGGAGGGGACGGGCAUGCAGGGCAGCGCGUGCUGAGGGAGCAAGCAUUUGCCUCACCAGAGAAGCUGGCUCAAGUGGUGAAACAGGUGGACGAGGCUCUCAAGGUGGCGCUGCCAGAUGUGGUCGCCAACAUGGCCCUCUACCUGCCACACGCUGCCACUCGCGCCAUCCUCUUCCGACCCAUCAAGUCGAACAUUCUAGAAGCGCAUGCGCAGCUGCAGUCUCUGGUGGAAUCAGAGUACACAGAGGAGGACAGGGCAGUGGUGCGGUUGACUCAGGUGCGGUUGACUCAGGUGCGGUUGACUCAGGUGCGGUUGGCUCAGGUGCGGUUGACUCAGGUGUGGUUGACUCAGGUGCGGUUGACUCAGGUGCGGUUGACUCCGGUGCGGUUGACUCCGGUGCGGUUGACUCAAGUGCGGUUGACUCCGGUGCGGUUGACUCCGGUGCGGUUGACUCCGGUGCGGUUGACUCCGGUACAGUUGACGCAGGUGCGGUUGACUCAGGUGCGGUUGACUCAGGUGCGGUUGACUCCGGUGCGGUUGACUCAGGUGCGGUUGACUCAAGUGCGGUUGACUCAGGUGCGGUUGAAUCCGGUGCGGUUGACUCCGGUGGGUUGA
Messenger RNA from Closterium sp. NIES-65, 9474 nucleotides. The record is from the annotation of a GenBank genome assembly. NCBI's taxonomy places the organism in Eukaryota, Viridiplantae, Streptophyta, Zygnematophyceae, Desmidiales, Closteriaceae.